CAGAAAUUAGUCGAAAUUUAGUUAAAUAUACUAAGCUAAGCACGUAUUAACUACGUAUAAAGUGUUUAUUUUACAUACCAAACAAAUUAUUAAUAGUUUUAUCAACAAAUUGGAAACGCGCUGGUGAAUAAAAUAUGUUUCAAACCAUUGGAUUGCGAGUGUAAGCCAUAACACAACGAAAAAAAAUGGCAAACACAUGCACAACUACAAAAAACCCAAAAACCAACUAGACGCCUGACGUUAAUUGAGAGCAAUACAAUAUAUACAUACACAUACAAAUUGAACCUUAUACAGACGAUAAUAUUUAAAUUAUAAGCCAUCAACAUAUAUGCUAUCUGCAACAUUGGGGGCCAAUGGCGGCCACACGCCGCUCAGUCCCUCCGCUCAGGCGACGCUCAGCAAGCACUUGCCCAAGCUCCAAAGCAAGCGACUCAUGCAACAUGGAUUGGGUACGACAACGACGACGACGAGCAAACCACAAACUAGCGAUGCCAGUUGCCUAACAGAUCUUUGCAGCAGCGAGAACUUGCCUGAGGUGGAGAUAUUUUCGCUGCUGGAGGAGCAGAUACCCAAAUAUAAAGUACGCAACGAUUUCCUUACGGAUUUCUCAGGCUACGCCAAUGAGGAUUGGUUUGUGCCCGCGCCAGCGCUACCCAUACCAGUUGAGGGUCUAGGGUUGACCAAGGACCAGACGAGAGAGUGCCUCAACUACUUUCUUCUAUGUGGUAAUCGUGUUAGCCAGAUGACGCGCGCGUACGAUGACAUUGAAGCCGUUACGCGUCUGCUGGAGGAGAAGGAGAAGGACUUGGAGCUGACGGUGCAAAUUGGCAAGGAGCUGCUCACACAGAACAAUGCACUCGAAGCGCGUGUUAGCGAUCUGGAAACAGAUCUCAAAUCCGCCAACGAUGAUCGUGCACAGCUGCUGCACGAGCUGCACAAGAAAAACGAGCUGAUUUCGGUGCUGACCAACGAUGCGGAUGAUGGCACAGAUGCGGACACGCCUACAAUGAGCAAGUCCAUAACAUUGGAUCUGCUGCAAAAGAAGGUCAAUUCGCUGCUUGAUGAGAAUAAGACGCUGAGGAGUGAGGCCACGCAGCUGGCGCAUCAGACGGACGAGGUGGAGGAACACGAGCGUCGCCUUAUGGCGGAUAUAAGCGCGCAGUUAAGCGACGCCAAUUCGCAAUACGAUAACAUCAAUCUGGAGCUGGAGCGGCAGCGAGAAGAGAAUCGCCUGCAGCAUGAGCAGAUUGUUAGUCUGACAGCGCGUCUGGCGGAGGCGGAAAUGCGACUGCAUCAGUUGACACAGGACAAUGAUGAGCAUCUGUCGCUGCUGCAUGUGACCAAGGAGAAUCAAAAUGCGCUUGCCUUGGAGCUGGUGGAGUUCAAGAUGCGCUAUGAAGAGGUGUUGGCGUUACUGCACUCGGCACAGGAUCAGCUGAAGCAGCAGCGCAAGCGUUCGCAGCCCAUGGCGCGUAGCUCGUUUUUGGGUGGACUGGGUCACAAUGGUGCCGCUGCUGUUGUGGCCGUGGAGUCGCUGCAAUCGGAGCUGAUGGAGUCCUCCAUGUACUCGGAGAACAGCCUCGAUUCAGGCAUAUCGGGUGAUAGUCAACGCUGUGCGGAUCGCAUUAGCCGCAUGCUCCAAUCCCAGCUACCGGGCGGCGGUGGCGACUUCGGAGCCAGCAGCAGCAUCUACGGCGCGCCUCCUUACAAGCGAGCAUUCGACACGGUGCGCUGUGCCACCAAGAGCGGCAAUUAUAUGGACAGCAGUGAUAGCGGCAAUGUGUCGAUGACCCAACUGGGUGUCAUGUCCAUGAGCAGUUCCUCGGGUCCACGCAUGGCUAGCAUGGCAUAUCCGGCGGGCUCGUAUUAUCGUGGCGCCAGCACCGGCAGCAGCAACUCCCUAGGCCUCAAGACGCUCUCCAACGAGAGCUUGCACUCCCAGUCCGACGAUGGCUAUCCGGCGCAGCCUUCUGGCGUGCCGGGUGCGCCAGGCGCCAAGGAGUUGGAAGCAGCGCUUAAACGUCUAACGCCCGCUGAGGUCUUGGCGCGUCGCGCAAUGCUCUCGCAUGCGCCUGCCGGCACCUACAACUACGAUGAGCCCAUGGGUAACCAACGCGGCUCAGCGCUGGGCAAAGGGGAUCAAGGACUGCCGCUGGGUGUGCGCACGCCGGAGAGCAUCAUGUCCACCGGUUCGGGCUCAAUAGCAGGACUCACAACGCAUCCUUGGCGUUUGCCCGAAAAGCUGCAGAUUGUCAAGCCCAUGGAGGGCUCGCAGACGCUGCAUCAUUGGUCACGCCUGGCCACGCCCACUUUGAGCGGUCUGCUGGAGGAGCGUCCGGGUGUCACCAUACGCGGUGGACGUGGACUCGAUGAGCUGGGCAUGCAGAUGUACACGCUGUCCGACGUGGAGGAGGACAUCAGCGAGGAGCUGGGACCAGGCAAACAAUUCGAGGCGCCUGGCUGCACCUAUACCUACACCAACAGCAUGGUAAUGCAUCCAGACGAUGGCUUUGUCAACGAUCUAUCCUUCCUAUCCCAGUCACAAGUGUCUUCGCGCAUGGCCUCUACUUCAACAUCGAGACAGCCCAGUUGUCCCGCCACGCCGCGUGGCAUGUCGCGCAAGAACUCCUGCUCCACAUUUUCGGUGAAUAUGGGCCUGGCCGGCAUGCUCAAUGAGCGUGGCAUUAAGGCCGUAACGCUCAGCGCUUUGAACACGCCCGCCGGUCCCAACUUCUCGCCCACAGUGACGCCUUGUAAUAGUCCAGAAGGCUCACCCCCACGUGCGCAGUCGCCGGAGCCGCUCUUUGGACUGCUCUCCUCGGGCGCGGAUUUGAUACGACGCAAGCUGGUGGGCCCCACGGAUCUGCAGCAGCAGCGCAAGCAACAUCAACAGAAGGUGUUGCUCUCGCAGCUGGAGCGACGUGCUCUGCGCUCGCUGAAUCUUAUCGAGAAGGUGGAGAGCAUUGGACUGGAGAACAUAAUCAGCGCACAUCGCGGCCUCGGCGCCGGCAUUGCCAAUCGCAGCAGCAGCUCACAGCUGAGCAGCGCUGCCAGCGAGGACAGUUUGCAGAGUCUGCAUAUGAGCAGCAACAGCUACGUGGAUGAUAUACACUUUGAUCGCGCACAAAUCAAGGGUGUGCUGCAUCGUGGCCUCAAGUCGCCUUCACCCAGCAAGCCAGCCGUGGGCGUGGCUAGCAAUAGCAGCUCCACAACGAGUGCCUACAAUAGCGAGGAUAGCGAUGAUCAGGGCAUUGUGAUGUCGCUGAAACCCAAGCCCAUCCCCAGCACAACGAAGUCUGCAAGUCGCAGUGCAGCAAGCAGCGCAGCAGCAGCGUCUACAGCAGCAAGCAGCGUCGGCAAUGGCAGCAGUUCAGUUAGCGAGACGCGCUUGAAGCAAAUGCAGCGGCAAAAGUCACGACGCAAUUUGAAGAACGGCAUGGCAGCGCAGCGACCCGACUUGGGGCGAGUGCGUCCAGAUCUCGGCAAGGUGGCGGACAGCAGUGCAGCGGAGGCGGCGUCAGCAGCUGCUGCUGGCAAGAGUGAUAGCGAGGCGUCGCGUGCAGCGUCGUCGCAGCAGCAGAGCAUCACGCAGGCCUUUGUGGGCUCCGUUAGUUCGUUGUUGUUUGGCCGCAAGGGCGGCUGGCUGUAAGCGCUAGACGUAUCCUAUCCAUCAUAUUUAUUUUGAUUUAAGACAGACCGUGUGAGUAGAAGAAGUGAAGAAGUAGCAAGCAAAGCAAAGCGAUACAUUUUCCUUUAAUUUAGUAUUUUUAUUUACCAACAUUUAUGUAAAUGUACAUAGAGCAAGGCAAAGAGCAGUUGCAGAACAGAAUGAAAAGGAAGAAGUGAAGAAGGUUUAUUAUUUUUUUUUGUUGGUCACCGCGAUCGCUGUCUUAGUGCUUGUAGCUGUGAUUUUUGUAAAUAUUUGUAGUAAAAUGUUUAAAUUUAAUAGUUAUAAUACUUAAUGAAAUCUUUACUUGUUUUUGCUCCAAACCACCACAACAACAACAAGCAGAACACAACAGCAAUUAAUUAACCUACACUGGCCAGCAAAACAAACAGUUCCAAAGCAGCUUUAUUUUUUCUUUUUAUUUUUUAACUGUUUACUGAAUAUCGAAACAUACCUACAUAUACAUACAAACAUAUAUACACAACUAUUAUUAUCUGAUUUUUUGCCAAUUAUGUAUUUAUUUUGAAUUGUGCGUGUGCGUACAUUAGCGUAUGCACACUAUAGCUUAUAUAUUUUAUUUUUCUUGAUAAAUUCGUUUAUAAGUCGAAGCAGCAGAAGCGAUGUAUAUAAAAAAUGUUCAACAAAACGAAAGCAAACUGAAUGGUGGGAUAUGCAAAAAGUACAUAUAUUUUUUUACUCAUGUAUAUAGUUUACUCUUUUGCUUUCCACACCACCAACAACUAUUACGUAUAUCACAAACAAUUAAUAAAACCUAAAACAAACUAAAAUGCGCUUGAUUACAUUUAUAAAAACCACAACAACAAUUAUGUAAUUUUGGUGCUUUGUUGAAUCCCAAAAUGACAAAUUUGGUUUCUAGUCCCCACACA
Drosophila busckii is the source of this 4554-nucleotide messenger RNA. It is a transcript of the gene milt, whose product is annotated as trafficking kinesin-binding protein milt. The record is from RefSeq and is a predicted model, not a curated record. The transcript has 6 exons. NCBI's taxonomy places the organism in Eukaryota, Metazoa, Arthropoda, Insecta, Diptera, Drosophilidae. The coding region runs from base 329 to 3649 and encodes 1106 amino acids.